UGGUGAAUUGUUGAGACAUCAGCUGGACAGACAUCGAGUCUCUGAGAGUUCACAGGACCCAGGAUGAGCUCUGACCGAGUGCCCUCAAGGACCGAGGUGAUGGGGUGGAGUCCUGCACAGCUCGCAGCCCACCUGAAGAAGAUGAAUCUGACUGGCUGUGAUAAAGUCGUGCUGAAGAACUCCAUCUCUGGAUCCAGAUUUGUGAAUCUGAGUGAAAACGACCUUCAGAAGUUCCCGAAGCUCCACGCUCCGCUGAUCUCAAAGAUCAGCACAGAAAUCAGCAAGAAGGAGGAGAGACGAGGACUGUUCGGUAACAGAAUAACUUCUAAAUAUCAUGAACCAGCAGAAACCUCCUCGGACUUCCAGGGCGGCUGGGAUCCAGAUGAGUUUGACGAUGAAGAUUGUGACGAUGACUAUGAGAGUCCAUACAGCGGUGAGGAGGAGGGCAGCGGGGGCGACUACGAGUCACCAAAUGAAGACGAAUACGAGCCGAAUCCUACCGAACCUCCAGAGGACCUGCCUCACGCACGGCUCGCCAACCUGCCGAUCGGAGACAGCGACUACAUCGAUAACAGAAAUAACCACGUAGCACCCAGAGACCGGCCCCCUGUUGUGUGUCCCCGCCCCUCAGUAGGCUCCCUGGCUGCACCAGAGCCCCGGCUGCCAGGCAUGUCGUCAUCCAGGAGAGACGCCUCCCCCUCCCCUCACAGCGGUGGACAACCACCAGGAAGUUUUCCAGGGGCGCCUCCUCAGAUCAGCCGUGAGAACAAACCGGGCAGAGUUUCAGGAUCCACGCCAUCCCCCGUCAGAGGACCUCAGCCCAGCAUGCCGAGCACACACCCAUGGAGGCAAAAGCCCGACACCCCUGACCCUUCCAGCUGGACCAAACCUCCCGUUCCAACUCCUCCCUCCUCGUCCAUCGGCAGGAGUAACUCCUCCGCCAGAAAUCCACCCAGCAGGUUUGAUGCAAGUAGAGAGCUGACCAACAAUGAUGUUCAUAAAAACAACACAUUUCCCCUCCAAAAUAAAAGCCUUCCCCCUCGCCCUGGACUGCCAGGUCCCCCAUCCCGUCAUGGAGACAGUUUACCUCCAAACCUUCCGUCUGCAGGAUCACUGCCCCAUAAAUUUUCCCCUGUGAUGGGGGAUCAUGGAGGGAACUUCUCAGGGUCAGCCAGACAGUCCUUUCGUCCACCUCCACCCACAUCAACAAGAACCCCGGAGCUGGACCCUCAUUGGUACGUUGGUAAAGUGACCCGAGGUCGGGCAGAGGAAUGUCUGAAAAGAGUUAACAAGGAUGGGGCGUACCUGGUGAGGGACUCGGCACGGCAGUUGGCCAACCAGCCGUUUACGCUGAUGGUGCUCUACCAGGACAAAGUCUUCAACAUCCAGAUCAGACAACAGAACCAGAACUUCCUGCUGGGAACGGGACUCAAAGCACAGGAGUCUUUCCCCUCUGUCAGUGACAUCAUCAGCCAUUACUCCCAGUCUCCUCUGCUCCUCAUUGACGCCAAAAACCGCCGCUCCCCCCAGCAGAACCAGUGUCUGCUCUCUGACCCGGCCGGGUUCUGCAUGACCAAACAGAGCUGGUCCUGACCGGAUCGAACUUGUUUGGAUCCAACCAGAUCAGACCAGGCUGGACCAGAUGAGUCAAACUAACCCAGAGUUGAACCAAGCAGAAGGAUGAAGAUGACUGUGCUCCUCAGGUCUCAUUGGUUGGUGGAAUCAGGAGAAAAGGUCACAUUUUUGCACGUUGCUUCAUUUGCUCGUCUUUCUUAUUUGAUCUCAGCGCUCUGAUAGAUAAACCCUUCUCAGUCUCUGAGCUCUGAAACAUUUCUGAUUAUAAAGGUUUCUUAUUCUCAUUUCUGCUUGUGACUUCCUCAGGUAUAACAUCGGAUAAAUACUGUUUGUUUUAGGUUACUUAUCAAGUUUAUCCAAAUCUAAAACUUUGCAUGAUGCUGCUCUGUAUCUGUGUCCAGCUGAGCUGAAUAAAUCCUGUAUUUCACAACACAAUCAUGUGGUUUGGUUUGUUGGAUGAAGAGGAUGUGAUGACAGCAUCAAGAUUAGAAUAACACAAAUAUGGACAGUAUAAAUGUUUAUGUUUUUAAACACUCAUUCUAACCGGCAUUAGAUAAACCAACAAUCUUUACCUAAUGUUGACUGCCCUUUUUCCAGAAAGGAAGAGAAAAGCCCCAAACAUUCCAUCCUCUGCCUUUGAUGAUGUCAUGCUUUAAUGUUAUAGAUAUUUCAUCCUUUUCUGUAAAGAAAUCAUCCAUUAAACUUCAUAAAACAAUCUAUCCUUCCCUUAAAAAAUGAUGUCAUCCUCUAUUGUUUAUGAAUAUUCCA
Molecule: messenger RNA, 2343 nt
Organism: Cheilinus undulatus (humphead wrasse)
Lineage: Eukaryota; Metazoa; Chordata; Actinopteri; Labriformes; Labridae
Gene: lcp2a
Product: lymphocyte cytosolic protein 2a
Exons: 21
Coding region: 64-1593 (509 amino acids)
Biological process (GO): intracellular signal transduction; cell surface receptor protein tyrosine kinase signaling pathway
Source: RefSeq, a predicted model, not a curated record